AGGCAGGGGUGUUCCAAAAGUCCCCCACCUGACUUAUCUGGUCUAGCAAUACUCCCGAGACCUUGGCUAGGAUGGUUGAGGGAGAGGAAGAGGAAGAGGAGCAGACAUCGACCAAAGGCAAAGGCAAAGCGGAAGGCCGCAGCAAAGACGACAAAAAAGCCCAGCAGACGGUACCACCUUGGUACCAGAACUGCUGCUCCUUAACCGGUAUUGAGGCAGUCGACGCGGCGCACAUUAUCGACAUACUAGCUACAAUAUCUAUGGACGAGCCUCUCGAGUUUUGGAAGCCUACCGACUGGGAUGAUAUGCUCCGAGAGGCUCUCGAGCUCGGCAUCUUAAGCGAGAGGACAGAAGCCAUUUGGAGAAAAUCCCUUCUCGAGAUGGCCGGGAUUGGUAGUCUCAAGGAGAAGGAGAAGGAGGAACGUCUGUUAAUACAGCAGAGCAAGCAUGACGAUGGCCACGAGGAGCAGAAGGGGAUGCUAGAGGGAAGAGAGAAGGGAAAGCAGAAGAUGAGUAUCAGUACGGACAAGGACAAGGGCACAGACCAUGGCGAGGGGGGGACGCUUAAACUCAUGCGCAAGCUCUCCAAGCUAAGCCUUAAGGGAAGCUACCGCAGGCUCAAGGAGGCGCCGGGCAAGUUCAAGCGGUCUCGAGUUGCGUCGUUAUUCCACAAACCAAAGGAAGAGGAGCGCGUCGGAGGACAGGAGUAG
Messenger RNA from Lasiosphaeria miniovina, 710 nucleotides. RefSeq lists its product as uncharacterized. The transcript is spliced from 3 exons. Lineage: Eukaryota; Fungi; Ascomycota; Sordariomycetes; Sordariales; Lasiosphaeriaceae. Bases 72 to 710 code for a protein of 212 amino acids. The record is from RefSeq and is a predicted model, not a curated record.